AUGUCGCUGGCACCUCAUCGCCGAAUUCUCGUGACGGGAGCUAACAAGGGCAUUGGCCUUGCCAUUGUCAGAAAGUUGCUGACAGAUGCCAGUGACACUUUCGUUUAUCUUGGAUCACGUGACAGAGCCCGUGGGGAAGAUGCUGUUCGGAGUUUGAUCGGCAGCCACCCCGAGUGGAGGGAGCGAGUGGAGCUCCUUCUGAUAGAUCCCACGAGCGAGCCGUCGGUCGCUGCGGCACGGCAUAGGUUUGAGGCUGGUAGAAUUGAGCUUUAUGGCAUCGUGAACAAUGCGGGCUGUUUCAUGAGUUUCUCGGAGAUGUUGAAGCUUCACCUCUAUGGCACCAAGAGGGUCAAUGAUGCCUUAGUGCCCCUCUUGACUCCCAUUGGAGGACGUAUUGUGAACAUCUCCUCUGGGGGGGCGCCGACGUGUGUGGCAAAGUGCCGCGACGACCGGAAGGCGCUGCUCAGCAGCUCCCAGCUUCUCUGGGAGCAGAUUGACGAGCUUGCGCAGGAGGUGGAGGCUAUCUUGCGAAGUUUGCCGGCGGAUGCGGACGACACGGCUGUGGCCCGGGCCACUGGAAUCUCUUGGGGUUUGGAUGGCUAUGGCUUCUCCAAGGCUCUGCUGAACUCCUAUACGUCGUGGCUGCAGCAGCAUCAUCCGAGCCUUAUCGUCAGCUGCUGCAACCCGGGCUUUAUUGAGACCGACCUCUCCCGGUCACACGCGGAGCAGAUGGGAAAGACGCCGGCAGAGUUGGGGAUGCUGGCUGUUGAGCAGGGCGCCGUAGUUCCCUGCAAGCUGGUUCUUGAGGACUUGGGCGAGAGGGGGCUCUACUACGGCAGCGACGGCAAAGCUUGUGGCUUGGCCCAGGUGGCGAAUGCGGUGGCGCACAAGCAGGCUGCCUAUGACAUGGAGCUGGCAAAGCACGCCACGCACGCGGCGCUGGAGAUGGAGAACACGCGGAGGUUGGUGGAAAGAUACAUCCUUGGCACCGACGUGCUCACCAUCAGCGAUGUGGAGCCAACUGCGGGUCAGGUCGAGGGCGGCGGCCCCCCGAACUACUCGGCCUACGCGUACCCGCUGGAUUCCGCGACCUGGCCCACGAACUAUCCUGUGCCAGAGCCGGCCACCCUGGACAAGGAGUACCUCCUUCCAGAGAAGGUCCCAGCCCGGGACACUCUCAUCAUAGCAGGAAACUUCAACUCUUCAGAGGCUCGGCCUGAGUUUCAAGCUCAGGUGGCUCGCCUCUCCGUCACUGGCAGCUGCCGGGGCCAAGAACAAAGCCGCUACUUCAUGACUCCGAGGCAGAUGCGCUUCUUGAGCCUUUCCAAAGAUUCCCGAGAGCCUGAAGCGGAGCUCCUAUGCGCGGAGAAGGAGGAUAUGUUGCGUCGGCAGGUAGCAGCCUAUCAGGCCUGGGAGGACUGGGAGGUUUUCAACAUGUUGGCCGCUGAUGGUACUCGCCGCUCCCGAGGAGGAAAAGGUGUGUCAUCGAGCUCGAGGUGGCAUCUCGCUCCGGUGAUGGUCAGACAGUCAAGAGACAGGUUUUUGAGGUUCCGCGGAGGGGCACUUGCAGUUACGAGUGCAUGCCUCCAUGCCAUGGAUGACAUCCCAGACUCCGAAGUGUCUACUGUGGUUUUGGGAUUGCUGCCUGCUAAUGAGGAGUUUGAGGCACUCGACCAUGGUGCCUUUAUGAGACACUAUGAGGCCUGCUGCGAAGGGCAGAUUCGUCCUCAGGAGGUUGUUCGUCGAUGGGGGCCGGACGUGCUGCAGAUCAUGGAGGCACAGUAUGCGGCGCAGCUGGAGGAGAAGGCCAUGGCAAACGAGCUCUAUGGUGAACCUGUGCAAGCACAGGAAUUGCGGGCUGGUGCUGGGAUUGUGCCAUUGCUUACUUCUGACGAUCCGGGAGUGGCUUCUGCUUCAGGGGUCCUGGGUGAGCCUCAUGGUGCCGGAGCUUCUACUGGAAUGAGCACUUCGGGCAUCCCUGCGGGUUUGUCGGUCACGGUGGACCAUCAAAGGGCUUAUGUGGACCACAAGCAUCAACAGGACAUGGAAUCGAAGGGGCAGUAUUGA
This is a messenger RNA of Symbiodinium necroappetens, 2067 nucleotides long. NCBI's taxonomy places the organism in Eukaryota, Dinophyceae, Suessiales, Symbiodiniaceae. The record is from the annotation of a GenBank genome assembly.